This is a messenger RNA of Pleurotus ostreatus (oyster mushroom), 1692 nucleotides long. RefSeq lists its product as uncharacterized. The transcript has 12 exons. Lineage: Eukaryota; Fungi; Basidiomycota; Agaricomycetes; Agaricales; Pleurotaceae. The coding region runs from base 1 to 1692 and encodes 563 amino acids. The record is from RefSeq and is a predicted model, not a curated record. Gene Ontology annotation, molecular function: serine-type exopeptidase activity; dipeptidyl-peptidase activity. Gene Ontology annotation, biological process: proteolysis.
AUGGCUCCCCUCACCCUCCUACGGCUCGCUGUCUUAGCGGGAUGCUUUGUGUCACUUACCCAUGCCAUCCUCCCCGACGGUCGUCCUCAUGCCAAUUUUAGGCCACCGCCCGCCAUACCCCGCGCACCUAUUCCUGCAGCCCCAGUCGUCAGCCGAAACGGCGACGAGUUGCCACCAUACAACACCACUUACAUCUUCGACCAACUCAUCGACCAUAAGAACCCCGAGCUCGGGACAUUCAAACAACGUUUCUGGCAUACCUGGGAAUUCUACAAGCCUGGUGGUCCAAUCAUAUUCAUGACUCCUGGCGAGUCUAACGCACAAGGAUAUGUCGGCUACCUCACUAACACCACCAUCAAUGGCAUACUCGCCCAACAAGAGAACGGCGCGACCAUCAUCUUAGAACAUCGUUUCUUUGGCUUAAGCAACCCCAAACCCGAUCUCAGUGACGAAAGCCUGAAAUUGCACACCAUCGAACAAGCGAUCGAGGAUAUCGACUAUUUUGCGCGGAACGUGAAGCUCCCCAUGCCCGGAGGUGACCAGGUGCAACCUGGAAAGGCGCCGUGGAUCAUGAUAGGAGGGAGUUACCCUGGUGCACUGACUGCUUAUGCUAUGGUCGCCAAACCCGAUUUGUUCUACGCCGGACACUCUUCGUCUGGAGUCGUUGAGACCAUCCUAGACUACUGGAAAUACUUCGAGCCCAUCCGCAACCACAUGCCUCGUAACUGUUCUGCGGACGUCCAAGCCGUUAUCGCACACGUUGAUGAAGUCUUUGGCGGAGACAACACAACCGCUAUUGACGAGCUGAAAGCGAACUUCGGAAUGAGCGGCGUCAAGCACGUCAAAGACGUCGCCGGUGCAUUACGAAACAAUCUCUGGGAUUGGCAGGCCUUGCAAAUCACAUCCGGGCCCAAUACCGCGUUCCGAAGGUUCUGCGACGCCCUCGAGGUGAAAGACGGCGAAUCCGCUCCCGAAUCCGGCUGGGGCCUCGAACACGCGCUCAAAGCCUGGGGCGAUUACUGGAAGAACGGCUACCUGUGGGGAAUUUGCGGUGGUUGGGACGUAGACGCCUGCCUUACGACCCAUGACCCCAAGUCUUCGUGGUGGACCGACACCCGAAUUGAUAAUUCCUGGCGUUCUUGGUGGUGGAUCGUGUGUAACGAAGUCGGUUACUUCCAGAACGGGGCCCCCGCGGGAGAACCGACUAUCGUCAGUCGGAUCUUCGGCGUCGAAGACGAUCUUCGGCAAUGUGCCUUUGCGUUCCCCCAGCGCUUCCCCGAAAUACCAUCCACCGUCGACGUCGAGAAGAUCAACACGGCUUAUGGCGGAUGGGACGUCCAAAUCGACAGAAUCUUUUUCGCCAACGGUGCUCGCGACCCUUGGCUCGACGCCACCAUGUCCGCGACCGGCCUGGACAUCCCCAGCACCGAAACGCAGCAAAUCGGGCUCAUGGCCAGUGGAUUCCACUGCUCCGACCUGAGCGCCAGGUCAGCGAUAGACCCCACCGUCGCAGAGGUGCAGCAGCAGGCCCUCGCUGCGUUCAAAACGUGGCUGUCAACGUGGGAGCCCUCUGAGGCAGAGGAGUUCGUUGCCCCGAGUAUCACCCCGACGAUCGACAACAGAGUCGUCCCCGAACGGGUUGUUGAGGGGAAGCCACAGAAUGGUUGGUUUAGGUCUUUCGGCCUCUUCUGA